AUGCAUUUCUUGGUGUCUAUAUCAACAUAUAUCUUGGUUGUAAUCCAUCUGACAAUCUUCUCAUUAGCGAUGCCGUUCCCUGCAACAGUCCAUGCCAGCGAAGCAUUGCACCAAAGCCUGUCUGGAGUUACAAUCCAGCGCAGAGAUGCGCCAUACAAGAUCACUGGGGAGGAUUGCAUACAAAAACGAUCCGGCGGGAUCAAGUUCUGCGCCAUGGGUCAUUACUUGUGCCAGUCAAGAUCCACAGAGAUAGAAAGUGAGGGCGCAAGAAUGUGGGAGGCUAUUGAUGAUCCUGAACAGGAGAAAAAGUGUCCGCAGAAGGGCUGGGCUGGGAACAGUGAUAUUGUCAGGAUCCAGACCAAAUAA
Molecule: messenger RNA, 366 nt
Organism: Pyricularia pennisetigena
Lineage: Eukaryota; Fungi; Ascomycota; Sordariomycetes; Magnaporthales; Pyriculariaceae
Exons: 2
Coding region: 1-366 (121 amino acids)
Source: RefSeq, a predicted model, not a curated record